AUGGAUCGUAAUUGGAUGAGAGCUAAUCGAUUAAGUGCUGAGUACGAACAUGGAGUGAUGAAAUUUCUACAGUUUGCUGAAAGUAAUGCUAAAAAAGAUCUUCCUCCUCCUAAAAGUAAUGCGGAGGAAAGUCUUCCUACGCUUAUUCUCUGUCCAUGUGUUCGCUGUGCAAAUCAAGAACCAAAAGUUAGUAAGAAAGAAAUCAUGAAUCAUCUAAUUUGUGAAGGGAUUUGUCAAAGUUAUACACAAUGGAUAUGGCACGGUGAAGUAGUAGCAAAGUCAAACGUGUCCCAAAGAGAUAAUGUUAGUGUAGAAAUGGAUGAUCGUUUGGAAGACAUGAUGCAUGAUAUUGGACAAGAUUCGUUUAAGAGGGCACAUGCGUAUGAUAGUUUAUGCAAUGACAAGGAUACACCUUUGUACCCGGGAUGCACAAAUUUUACUCGUUUGUCAGUCAUGUUAAAAUUGUUUAAUCUGAAGGCAAUUAACAGGUGGACUGACAAAAGUUUUACCGAAUUGCUUGAAUUGUUGACACAAAUGCUUCCAGAAGAAUAUGUAAACUAUAACCAUUGUCCGAAGUGCAAGGCGUCACGCUACAAAAAGAGACAUGGUGAAUCUACUGAUGAUGAGGAGGUCAAAAAGGGUCCUCCCGCGAAAGUGGUAUGGUACCUACCGAUAAUUUCAAGGUUCAAGAGAUUAUUCUCUAAUGCAAACGACGCAAAGAAUCUUAGAUGGCAUGCAGAAGAAAGAAAAUGUGAUGGACAAAUCCACCACGUAGCUGAUUCUUUGCAAUGGAAGAAAAUAGAUUAUUUGUUUCCAAAUUUUAGCAAAGAUUCGGGAAACCUUAAACUUGGACUUUCUACUGAUGGAAUAAAUCCGUUUGGCCCAAAACAACCAGGAAAUGACAUAGUUGUUUAUCUAAGUCCACUGAUCGAUGAUUUAAAAGUGUUGUGGGAGGAAGGGGUGGAUGUUUUUGAUGCGCAUUCUGGUGAACAGUUCAAUAUGCGUGCCAUGUUAUUUUGCACCAUCAACGAUUUUCCGGCAUAUGGUAAUUUGUCUGGGUAUAAAGUUAAAGGGCAUAAAGCGUGUCCUAUAUGUGAAAAAGACACAUGUUACAAUCAGCUUGAAAAAGGAAAGAAGACUGUUUAUCUCGGGCAUCGAAAAUAUCUAAAUCGUUAUCAUCCAUAUCGUAGAUUGCGGAAUGCUUUCAAUGGGGAACAAGAGCAUGGUGUUGCUCCAAAGCCUUUAACUGGAGAGGAAGUUUAUCAACGACAACAGGGCAUUACUAUUGUCUUUGGAAAGUACCAAAAGCGGCCUAUUGUGAAAAAUAUAUGGAAAAAGAGGUCGGUUUUCUUCGAUCUUCCAUAUUGGUCUAGUCUUGAGGUAAGACAUUGUAUUGAUGUGAUGCACGUGGAAAAAAAUAUAUGUGAUAGUGUAAUUGGAACACUUCACAACAUUCAAGGCAAGACAAAGGAUGGUAUUAAUGCUCGUCUAGAUUUGGGCGUGAUGGGUAACAAGACGUAUUUGCCUCCAGCAUGCUACACUUUGUCGAAAAAAGAGAAAACAAGUUUUUGUGAGUGUUUAGAAAGUAUCAAAGUACCGCAUGGUUACUCAUCAAAUGUCAAGAGGCUUGUAUCGGUUAAAGAUCUCAAAUUAGUUGGCUUAAAAUCUCAUGACUGUCAUGUCUUAAUGCAACAACUACUACCAGUAGCUAUUCGUGGGAUAUUGCCUAACAAUGUUAGGAAGACUAUAACUAGGUUGUGCUUGUUUUUAAAUGCAAUUUAUUGCAAAGCCAUUGAUCCAUUAAAGUUAGAAGAUUUGGAAAAUGAGGCUGCAGUUAUCUUGUGCCAAUUAGAGAUGUUUUUUCCUCCAUUUUUUGACAUUAUGGUUCACUUGAUUGUUCAUCUAGUAAGGGAGAUUAGAUUAUGUGGGGUUCCUAAGUCUCGUAAUGAUGGAAGAGGUGAGGGUGUGGGUACACAAGGUUUAAAGAUCAAGAGCUUAAGUAUUGAUGUGGUUGUUCAAGCGCAUUUGUAUAUAUUAAAUAACACGGAUGAAGUUCAACCUUACUUAUCUGCUCACAAAAGCAUCAUAAAGAAAAAGUACCCCAAGAUGAAUAAAAAAGGGUUGUUAAAAGAGCAUAAUAAGAGUUUCUCUGAGUGGUUUAAAGAAAAAAUUGCUGGUGAUGAUAGUGCUUCAAAAACAAUUAAGUGGUUGUCCUAUGAGCCUAAAUGUAACAUAAUAACUUGGAGUGAAUAUGAUAUUAAUAAAACUUCCUUUUAUAGAAAGUCAAAGGAUGACCGUAGUACCACCCAAAAUAGUGGGGUUAUGAUUUUGGCCGAGUCCAUGCACUUCUCUAGUGCAAAAGAUAAAAACCCGGUUAUGGCAUCUACACCCUACUUUGGGGUGAUUGAAGAGAUUUGGGAAGUUGAUUAUGUUGUGUUUAAAGUUCCUGUUGAUCUUAGCAAGUUAGCUUAUGCAGACGAACCUUUCAUCAUGGCAUCUCAAGCAAAACAAGUUUUAUAUGUCACAGAUCCUUCUAAUAAAAGGUGGUCAGUUGUUCUACAAGGAAAGGUGCAUGAUAGUGAUGAAAAUCAAGAUGCGAAUCUUGAUAUUUCUGAAACUCCUCCUUUCUCAACAAAUGUGCCUACCUUCAUUGAAGAAAAUGUAGAGGAUGAUGUGCAUGCUAUUCGCAUAGAUCAUGAAGAAGGGAUAUGGGAGAACUAG
This is a messenger RNA of Vicia villosa (hairy vetch), 2721 nucleotides long. RefSeq lists its product as uncharacterized. The record is from RefSeq and is a predicted model, not a curated record. Bases 1 to 2721 code for a protein of 906 amino acids. Lineage: Eukaryota; Viridiplantae; Streptophyta; Magnoliopsida; Fabales; Fabaceae. The transcript has 6 exons.